Messenger RNA from Lolium perenne, 519 nucleotides. Lineage: Eukaryota; Viridiplantae; Streptophyta; Magnoliopsida; Poales; Poaceae. The record is from RefSeq and is a predicted model, not a curated record.
AUGGCCGCGCCGCCCCCGGCCGCCCUCGCCUCGCCUCGCCCCGGCCCCGGCCGCGCCGCCCCCGGCCGUCCUCGCCCCGCCCCGCUCCCGACCGCGCGCCCUCGCCCCGCCCCGGCCAUGGCCACGCCGCCCCCGGCCGCCCUCGCCUCGCCUCGCCUCGCCCGGCCCCGGCCGCGCUGUCCCCCGGCCGCACCGCUCCGCCCCGCUCCCGAUCGCGCCGCCCUCGCCCCGCCCCGGCCAUGGCUGCGCCGCCCCCGGCUGCCCUCGCCCCGCCUCGCUCCGGCCAGCCCCGCCUCGCUCCGGCCAUGCUCGCGCCGCCCCCGGCCGUGCUCGCGCCGCCUCGGCGGCGCUCGCCCAGCCCCGCCCGGCUACAGUUCGCCGGAAUUUAGCCGGAUUCCGGCGAGGCGAAUCGCGAAAACAGUUACAUUUUCUAAAAUUUCAGCCCGCCACGAGUGGGGGGUUGGCCCUGUAUUUGGCCUUCCACCCCGCACAAGUAAGGGGCGAAGGCCCGCCCCGUAA